CCCGCCCAUCCCGGCGCGCGUGCGCAGGGCGGGCAAUCGAUCGCCGAGCGGCGGGAGGGGCCCCGCCGCCAUCUUGCCCCGGGAGCGGCCCCGCCGCCAUGGAGCCGGGCGCGGGGGCGCGCAAGGAGCGGCCGAAGGCGCGGGAGGCGCCGGCGCGGCUGGAAAAGGCCAAGCAGAGAUCGGCACAGCAGGAGCUCAAACAGCGCCAGAGGGCGGAGAUCUACGCCCUGAACCGGGUGAUGACGGAGCUGGAGCAGCAGCAGUUUGACUCGUUCUGCAAACAGAUGCAGGGAGGGGGGGAGUGACCCCCGGCCCCCCCGACCCCUUUUGUACCCCCCUAUUUAUUCCCCCCGCUCCGUUUUGUACCAAUAAAACUCGGCUGUUCUGCCGCUCCUGCA
Chiroxiphia lanceolata (lance-tailed manakin) is the source of this 398-nucleotide messenger RNA. Its product is annotated as small vasohibin-binding protein. NCBI's taxonomy places the organism in Eukaryota, Metazoa, Chordata, Aves, Passeriformes, Pipridae. The transcript has 3 exons. The record is from RefSeq and is a predicted model, not a curated record. Gene Ontology annotation, biological process: negative regulation of protein ubiquitination; protein secretion. Bases 99 to 305 code for a protein of 68 amino acids. Gene Ontology annotation, cellular component: apical part of cell.